AUGUCCAGUUAUGUAAAAUUCAUGAAAGACAUUUUGUCUAAGAAGAGAAACAUGGGAGAAUACGAAACUGUGAAAUUAACUAAAGAGUUCAGCGCCAUUCUACAAAGGAAACUCCCACAGAAGCUGAGAGAUACUGGGAGUUUUACCAUACCAUGCACUAUUGGGAAUUUUGAGAGUAUGAAUGCUCUAUGUGAUUUGGGGGUGAGCAUUAAUCUGAUGCCGCUUUCUAUUUUCAAAAGAUUGAAGUUGGGGGAAGCAAGGCCUACCACAAUGACUUUACAACUGGCAGACAAAUCAUUAGCAUAUCCUCGAGGUAUUAUAGAAGACGUUCUGGUAAAAGUGGAAAAGUUCAUCUCCUAG
This is a messenger RNA of Humulus lupulus (European hop), 360 nucleotides long. RefSeq lists its product as uncharacterized. Lineage: Eukaryota; Viridiplantae; Streptophyta; Magnoliopsida; Rosales; Cannabaceae. The transcript has a single exon. The coding region runs from base 1 to 360 and encodes 119 amino acids. The record is from RefSeq and is a predicted model, not a curated record.